Molecule: messenger RNA, 2112 nt
Organism: Rhea pennata
Lineage: Eukaryota; Metazoa; Chordata; Aves; Rheiformes; Rheidae
Gene: CTCFL
Product: CCCTC-binding factor like
Exons: 11
Coding region: 1-2112 (703 amino acids)
Source: RefSeq, a predicted model, not a curated record
AUGGCUACCCUUGAAGGGUACAAAAGAGUAAAUGUUAGUUUCUUGGAUCUUACAAGUUUACCUCAAAGACGUUUUUACAAUGCCUUUGGAGGACUCUUAAACCUCAAACCUCUCGCUCUCUCCCGGAUAGCCAACCCCGCAGUAAAGCCUGGUGUUGGCUCAGCGAUGGACGCGGCCUUCGGGCUGGCGGAGCCUUUCACCAAAAUCAAAGGUGCGGAAAAAACCUGGGGCAGGUCGGGAGGAGAGGACGAGGACGAGGCGGCCCUCGUGAGGGAGAAGAGCGGCGCCUGCGAGCAGGGCGCUGGAGCCCCGGCGCUGGGAGGAGGAGGUGACCUCCUGGAGUGGUCCCUGCCUCCCGACGAGGGUGAGAAGCAGUUGCUGACACUGCAGACAGUGCAUCUGAAGGCGGAGGAGGACGACUUCCAGGGAGAGCACCAGCUCGGCGCGCAGGAGCAGGAUGGGGCGCGGGACGGGGCCGGCCUGCUGCAGCCGCUGGUGGUGGUGCGGCAGGGGUCAGGCGAUCUCCAGGACCUGCCUGCAGGCGUGGCCCUGGGCGUCCACGAAGGCGUCUGCGCGUUUUAUGACUUCGAACUGAUGCAGAUUAAUAUUUUGCAAGACAGAACGCAAGCAAAGAGUUUAGAAAACAAGUCAAUGGGGAGCCCGGUAGACAUGCUACUGAUUGAGCUUGAGAGAGAUAAAGAUGUCAUUGCACUUGAAAAUAAGGUCCUGCCACUAACUCCAUCUGAAGGGAGAGGAGAAAAGGAACUUUUCAGUGUUGGGGAAGCAAAGAGCCUGGACUGUAAAGUCAGUGCUGAUUUGUUGGUUUCGUGCAAUAAACAUAAACAGGAAUAUGCAACUCCAUCAGAACAAACUGUUACCAAAAAUCCCAAGUCUCUAAAAUCUCAUGCUUCAUGUCAGAAAAAAGCAAUUUUCAGCUGUGAUUUGUGUGCGUUCACCUCACUCAGAAUAUCAAGUCUUAACCGCCACGUGAAAACACAUUCUGAUGAAAAACCUCAUGUGUGUCACCUCUGCCUUAAGGCUUUUCGUACAGCUACUCUCCUGCGUAACCAUGUGAAUGCACAUACAGGGACCAGACCAUAUAAAUGCAGUGAUUGUGAUAUGGCAUUUGUGACCAGUGGUGAGCUUGCACGACAUAGACGUUACAAGCAUACUUUAGAAAAACCUUUCAAGUGUUCAAUAUGUAAAUAUUCUAGUGUAGAAGCAAGCAAACUGAAGCGACAUAUUCGCUCACAUACAGGAGAGCGUCCUUAUGCCUGUUACCUUUGCAGUUAUGCUAGCAAAGACACAUAUAAACUGAAAAGACACAUGAUAACUCAUUCAGGUGAAAAACCGUAUGAAUGUUACGUUUGCCAGGCCAGAUUCACUCAAAGUGGUACCAUGAAAAUACAUAUAUUACAAAAGCAUGGUGAAAAUGUGCCAAAAUACCAGUGUCCACAUUGUAGUACAUUUAUUGCAAGAAAAAGUGAUUUGGGUGUCCACUUGCGAAAUCUGCAUUCCUACAUGGCAGUGGCAAUUAAAUGCAGUUACUGUGAAGCUGUUUUUCAUGAACGCUAUGCUUUUACUCAGCACAAGAAGACUCACAGAAAUGAAAAAAGAUUCAAAUGCGAUCAGUGCAGCUAUGCAUGCAAGCAGGAACGGCACUUAAUUGUACAUAAACGAACCCAUACUGGUGAGAAGCCCUUUACUUGCUUGUGCUGCAGCAAAAGCUUUCGACGAAAGCAGCUUCUCACUGUUCACUGUAGGAAGCACCAUGAUUCCAAUUUUAAACCUCCAGUUUAUAAAUGCCCUAAAUGUGGUAAAGGCUAUUCACGCUGGAGUAAUAUGCAUAAGCAUGCUGAAAAUUGUGGAUUGGUGAGGGCAAAAGCUGUUACAUCCAGAAAAAGAAGCAAGGGCAAAAAGAAAAAACGUGAGAACCUAAAGCGUGUUAAGCAAGAAGUUGAUCCAGAAUUCUUCCAAGAUGUCUCUACUGUGAAUAAUGAACAUUGUGCAAGUGAGAUUGUUCCUGUUUUAGAUGGAGUAGAAACAGCAGCUCCAAGCGAACAGAAAACAGAAAUGACAUGUGAAAUGCUUCUCAAUGGGAUGGACAAAUAA